Paraphaeosphaeria sporulosa is the source of this 2078-nucleotide messenger RNA. RefSeq lists its product as uncharacterized. The record is from RefSeq and is a predicted model, not a curated record. Gene Ontology annotation, molecular function: DNA-binding transcription factor activity, RNA polymerase II-specific; transcription cis-regulatory region binding; zinc ion binding. The transcript is spliced from 4 exons. Gene Ontology annotation, cellular component: nucleus. The coding region runs from base 199 to 1728 and encodes 509 amino acids. Lineage: Eukaryota; Fungi; Ascomycota; Dothideomycetes; Pleosporales; Didymosphaeriaceae. Gene Ontology annotation, biological process: positive regulation of transcription by RNA polymerase II.
UAUUGAGCACUAGCCCGGGAUUCCUCUUUGAACCCUCCGAGCCGUGAACAGCACCUCUGCUGUACAACAACACUACCAAUUCGACAUGUACGAGUAUUGCGAAAGUCAAUGAGAUCACAAUCCUAGCUAGCGACCUCAAGAUGAAGUAUCCUUCGAGGGUAGAGAGAUGAGAUAUCACGCAGUCCGAGGAGCAGCACCAUGUCAGAGCUUGGAACGUCGAAGAGAAAGCGGCGCGGUGGGCCGCGCAGGAAAACAGGGUGCCAUACCUGCAAGGCUCGGCACAGUCGCUGUGACGAGAAGAAGCCUGUCUGCAGCAAUUGCGAGCGACUGAAUUUGGAGUGCAAACAGUCCGAUUUCAUCGCGCCGUCCUCAUGGAACAAUACACCUUCGGAGCCUACGCCUCCUGCUCCUACCCCAGCCCUGCAAGUGACUAUGGAUGAAAUGCAAUUACUUCCUGUUCAGGCGCAGGAAUCCCCAGAGCGCACCCUAUUUAUGAAUUUCGAACAACCAGCUUCUACAUGGGACAUCUUCAGAACCAGGAUAGACGGCCUAGAUCAGGUAUCAGACGAAUCACCGCCCAAUGAUGUGUUCACCCAGCUCAAUCUCGCGGUCCCCCGGUCACCGAUGUUGACCUCUCCUUCUUCUCUGUCUCCCGAGGCUCCAGUGUCUCUGACAGCUGAGACUGCUUUUCUAUUACAAACGUAUCUACGAACGGUUGCGAGGUGGAUGGAUCUCAUGUGCCACAGUUCCACCUACCAACUCAUAAUUCCUAAGUUGACGCUAACGUCGCCCCUGCUCUUCCACUGCGUAUGCGCUUUCACGGCCAAGUACCUUGCCCUUUCCAACCGUCGCAGUACUAAUUGGGAUUCUACGGCCCGUCAUCAUUACGGCCUGGGACUUCACCACCUUAUCCAUGCACUGAACACGCCAAACCAUCAACACGCUUUGACCGCGACUAUUCUUCUUUCCAGCUAUGAGAUCAUCGCUGGCAUCGCUUCUGAACAUCACCGCCGUCACAUUCUCGGUCAGACUAUGCUCAUCAAACACCAUAACAUCAACGCGCAGUCCACCGGAAUGGACAAGGCGAAUUUCUGGAUCCAUGUGCGACACGAGAUUGGAUUUGCGCAGACGACAGGGCGACCGUUGAUCCUGGACCCGGAAGAAUGGAAUGUCCAUUGGGAGGAGGGCGAGACGCGAGAGGAUGUGCUAGGAAAUCACGUCCUCUGGAUACUCGCGCGCGUUCUCUGCCUGAUAUACGGCGAUGAAGGGUCCGCGGCAUCCGGGAAGCGAAAACGUAUCGCGUUCCUGCAAGAGCUUGAAGAGUGGCGCUCCAGCCUAUCCGACACCUUCAUCGGCAUUCCUUACGGUGAAGCAGACGCCGAGGGUUUCCGUAAGGUGUAUUUCACAGUCACGGCGGCCGCGGCUGCCGCAUUCUGGUACCAUGUCACACAUAUCCUGCUCUAUGCCGAGCCUACGCUACAAGACGAGAGCUAUACGCCUCUUAUUCAAGACCAGGCAAUGCGACUGACGAACAUUGCGAUUUCGGAGUUCCCAGACUCACUGAGGGUGUUUGCAACACAUGGGCUGUUCUUCGCGGCCAAGCAUAUACAAGGCAUAGCGCGGAAAGCACGCAUCUGGAAUAUACUGAAUGAUGUCGAGGCUGAGCUUGGGUACCAUACGCGUAGCAUGGUUAAAAGGCUUCAAGAUCUUGUGGAGCAGGGCUCGUGAUUAGUCAACGCUCGGCCCUAUUGCAGUAAAUCUCGCGUCCAGAUGCACGUACUUUUGAGGUCAGACGGGUAGGCUAGGAAAGCCACGUCUGUUUCAGAUGCGAAACCCUUCGUAGCCAUGCUUUGGUCGCUGAACGAUGAUCGAUCACUUGAUGUAUUGUUGCUACUCGUAGCGACUCAAGUGGUCCAGAAGUUAUGCAGAAACGUUGCGAUGCAGAUAUAGGGAUUCAGUCCAGGGAUUUCAGGAAGGCUGAAGUCAAUACUGGCGACAGGGUGGGCGUGUAUUAUACUUCAAAAAUCAUUCUGUAUUGAGGCAGACCCCCGACCAAAAGCAAUUUAUCGGUUCGCCUG